CCGGUCACAUGACAAGUUAGAGAAACGUCAUCAAAAUGGCUGAACAACCAAGUAAAGCAGACAUUACUACAAUUUUUAAACGUUUACGAUCUAUUCCCGCAAACAAACAAUGUUUUGACUGUAAUCACAGUAACCCAACAUGGGCCAGUGUGACAUACGGUGUCUUUCUGUGUAUCGACUGCUCAGCUGUCCACCGGUCACUCGGUGUCCACAUCACGUUCAUCAGAUCAACACAGCUGGACACGAACUGGACAUGGCUUCAACUACGGGCGAUGCAGGUUGGCGGCAAUGCCAAUGCUUAUGCGUUUUUCCAUCAACAUGGAUGCGACUCGACUGACGCCCAGAAGAAAUACCAUAGUCGGGCGGCUCAUCUGUACCGAGAGAAGCUUCUCACUCGCACACAGAAUGCCCUUAGAUUACAUGGGACAAAGCUUCAUAUAGAUUCAGUGAAAGAGCCUACAUCACCGAGAGAGAAAGAAGAGGAUUUCUUUAAUGCACACACCAAGAUAGAAGAGCCAGUUCCCGCUUCAAUUGCUGACGGCGAAAAGCUUUUCUCCACUCCAAAACCUGUUAGCAACGGAAAUGCUAGAAGUACAAAAGACAUAGACCCAAAUGAAGGACCAAAAGUGGACCACGUUUUGAGUAUGUCCCCAACUGAGGCUAUUGCAGUUGCCGAGCCGAGGAAGACAAUUAUUGGAGCUAAGAAAACUGCAGCAGCAAGGAAAGGAAAGAGUGGGUUUGGAGCUCAGAGAGUGAAGACCAACUUCAAUGAGAUUGAGAACCGAGCCCAGCAGCUGGACAAGGAGCGCGAAGACUUGGUCAAGAUGAACGAAGUUAAAAAUGUCAAAACAAAAGAAGAACAGGAGACACAAAUGGCCUCCAUGAGACUAGCCUACAAAGAUAUGAGUUUGGAACGCAAAAAACAGGAAGACAAGUUAAAGGCGGCUGAUCCACAGAAAGCAGUACAGUUUGAAAGACUGGGCAUGGGGUUUGCUGGCAAUAAAGGUAUUAGCCAUUCUGCAGUGUUUGACAUGCAGACGAUAGAACAGGAGUCGCCACAUGACAACGACAGAGGUGGCGGGCGCUAUGGGCGCAAAGCCAACAAGUGGGGUCGAGAUAAAGAUUUCUUUGAGGACGAAAUUGAGAUGUUUGGAGGUGGCUUUUCUAAAGGUUUUGGUGAUGGUUCCUAUGGUUCUAAGAAAGACUCCUAUGGUGACAGUUCAUAUGGUUCGAAAAACGAUGACUUUGGAACCUGGGGCAACCCAAAUAAGGGAGGCUCGUGGGACAUAGACAGAUUUGAAAGUAAACAGAGCAAGUCUGAAACAAUGGCGUCUAAGCAAGACGAUAGCAAUCCUGAACCAAUGGAAACUGAUGAUGAUUGGCCAAGCCGGAACCGGAAGACGUACGAACCCGCUACCUCGACAGAAGCACAGCAACGUUUUGGCAGUGCGAAGGCCAUUUCUUCAGACACAUACUUCGGAAACAAAGACCCUGAUUUUGAGUCUCGACAGGCAUUAUCCAGACUAGAAGGAAAAUCUGGCAUUUCCAGCGAUGACGUGUUCGGUACGAAUAAACCAUCCAAACCAGACUACUACUCAAACACCCCCGAUCUGCAGGACAUUAAAGAUGGAGUGAGGGAAGGUGUCACUAAAGUUGCAGGAAAACUUUCCAGUCUAGCCAAUGGUGUGAUGAAUAGUUUACAGCGUAAAAAAUAGCACCAAAAUGGUGAAGGAUCGCUAUGGAAGUUAACACUGCAAACACACUGUGACGACGACGCUUCAACCUGUGGCUGGAGUUGGUAUCCGAGAGAGUACACACAAACGUUUCUAUAGAAACAUGCACAGAAAUAGGACUGUUUGCUGUCACAGAAGUGGGGCCUGUUGAACAUUCAGCAAUUGGAAACAAUUCACCCAUUCAGAAGAUUUUAUCUAAAUUUGUCCAUUUGAGUUUGGUUUAUUACUGAUUUUGUCACACUCCCAAUCUAUGUUCUGUGGAAUUCUGUCUCAGAUGCAGUAGUUGUAAUUUGCAUUCUAACAAUAAUUUAAACAGUUACCUAUCUGCACAUGACAUGUAGCACAGAUUUAGCUGAAAAUUAAUGUAUUGGGAUUAGAAUGUCAAUUGCUCUUGUAAUGCUUGACGAUUCAUCCGUGAUGCUUCUGUAAUGGUAACCAGAUGUUACGGAUGUGAACUAUGUACUCUGAUAUUGCAGCCUGUUCAUCUAAAGCAGUAUUUCUCAAUCUGUUCUCUUCUUUUUGUUGGGGUUUUUCUGAGUGAUUCAGUAAUUAAAAUAAGUCGAGAACGGUCAUGCAGGUUAUCGGAAGGUAAUCACAUGUCAAGAAUAGUUCUUCGUCCCCCCAAAAAUCUUAUUAAUAUAAGUGCCACAUAAUGUUCAUCAGUUGUGUGCUAUUAAAAGAUCAGAUACAAAUGUAUUUUGGUUUCAAUACAGUAAGAACAAUGAUUUGAAUGAAUAACAAAGUUUUAGUGCUUUAUGACGAGAUUAUUAUUAUAGACUGUUAUGAUAAUGGGAACUGUAAACCUGAUAAAUGUGUCGUAACCAGGCCCAUAAUCUGUGCACAAACCGUGCUUAUUUUGAAGCCUGCUGUUCACUACAAUUCAGCUUAAAGGUAAAAGAUCUUCUGAAAACUAUAUACUGUAUUGGUUCAAACUAAGUUUAGAAAGAAAUUACACAGUGCAGUAAUAAGGUGACCAUAUACCUGUAAAAUAUUGCUCACACUAAAAUAUAAAAUAAUACAAGUAUAAGUAAAAAUAUAUUUACUAAAAAUCUAAAUAUGUGUUUUAGAACUUCAUUAAAACACACCUGCUACAGAACACUGAUUCAGAAACAUUUUGUUUCCAGUCAGCUUAUCUGGAUUGUUUCCAGUCUGCUUGUCUGGGUUGCUUCCAGUCAGCCUCUCUGAAUUGCUUCCAGUCGGCUUCUCUGGAUUGCUUCCAGUCGGAUUGCUUCCAGUCGGCUUCUCUGGAUUGCUUCCAGUCAGCUUCUCUGGGUUGCUUCCAGUCGGCUUCUCUGGGUUGCUUCCAGUCGGCUUCUCUGGAUUGCUUCCAGUCAGCUUCUCUGGAUUGCUUCCAGUCAGCUUCUCUGGAUUGCUUCCAGUCAGCUUCUCUGGAUUGCUUCCAGUCAGCUUCUCUGGAUUGCUUGUAUUGAUUGUUAAAAGGUUCCACAUGACAUCUCGAGUUCAUUUUUCAUAAAUGAUGUUCUGUUCAUGUCUUCAGUGUCUUAUCUCCCUGCUCUACAUGUACAUGACAUUGUAUAAAUGUGUUUUGGGUCACGUAAAGCCUACAAGAUUUAAUCCACAUCUCGUCUGUGUUUAGGCUAUUGAUUGGUCUGUAACCCGUGUCCCGUUUCAACCAAGAUAAAAAGUGAACAUUAGAAAGAGAAUUAGUAAAAAAUUAGAAUCCAUGGUUACUGGUUCAAGUUCCAUUGUGUAUAAUAAGCUGAUUUCAUUUCACUGCUGUGUUGCCAUGAACUCUCUUCAGAAACCUUUUUCCUUUAGCCUGAAGAUAAAUUUUUAAAUAUUGAAAUAUUGAGCAGUCAGUCCUUUAAUAUGCAAUAUCAUAUUAGCCAAAGAAAUGUUUUUUUUAUUUUAUUUAAAAAAAAGAAGAGAAUUUGGCUAAUUUCACUGCUGAUGGGAUAAACUCCAACAUCCUUUGUUUUAUUAAUAUUAAGUUCUUAAAAUUAAUUACCAGUUAAUAUCUUACCAUUACAAAAGUAAUAAUAACACUGUUUACGUUAAAUGCACUUUUCAGUUAAUCUUUCUACAUUCUAGGGAUGCUGAUGGAUAUGGAUAUAAACUUAUGUACACGGAUUUCAAUUCAUAUUUCUGUAUCCAGAAAAAGUUAAACCUUCCAGUAGCUAACAGACCAUUUAUGUGUACAUUUAAAUUAAUGUGAUUGUCACUUAAUCUUUCCUUGCAAUGAACAAAAAACCAAUCUUAACAUUUGUUAUUUGUUUUUGCACUGAAUCUUUUUGCAGCCUAGAAUAAUGCUAAAAAAAAAACCAACACCUUAAGCACAAACUAGUUGAUAUUAUUUUUUCUGUUUUUAUUUUAAAAGCAAUAUUUUCUUUCAUCAAUGUUAGAUAAACUUUUGAUGUAGAAAUGCAAGCUAUUAAAUAUCACAAUUCUUAUCAAAUGUUUUCAUAUCUUAGAUAA
This is a messenger RNA of Gigantopelta aegis, 4169 nucleotides long. Its product is annotated as ADP-ribosylation factor GTPase-activating protein 2-like. Gene Ontology annotation, biological process: COPI coating of Golgi vesicle. The record is from RefSeq and is a predicted model, not a curated record. Gene Ontology annotation, molecular function: GTPase activator activity. Lineage: Eukaryota; Metazoa; Mollusca; Gastropoda; Neomphalida; Peltospiridae. Bases 36 to 1715 code for a protein of 559 amino acids. The transcript has 14 exons.